This is a messenger RNA of Scophthalmus maximus (turbot), 2406 nucleotides long. RefSeq names its product zinc finger CCCH-type containing 14 (gene zc3h14). Lineage: Eukaryota; Metazoa; Chordata; Actinopteri; Pleuronectiformes; Scophthalmidae. Gene Ontology annotation, biological process: regulation of mRNA stability. Bases 119 to 2200 code for a protein of 693 amino acids. Gene Ontology annotation, cellular component: nucleus; cytoplasm. The record is from RefSeq and is a predicted model, not a curated record. The transcript is spliced from 17 exons. Gene Ontology annotation, molecular function: metal ion binding; poly(A) binding.
UGUCCCGCCUCCUACCGUCACCGGUCACGUGAUUCAACGUCACUUCCGGUCUGCUAGCGGUGGCUCUAAAAAAGUCCCUUGUUUUGUCACUUUACUCGCUUCAAUAAAAACGAGAAGCAUGGAAAUCGGAACGGAGAUCAGCAAGAAAAUACGAGCUGCCAUCAAGGGGAAGCUGCAGGAACUCGGUGCAUACAUCGAUGAAGAGCUUCCUGACUACAUCAUGGUGAUGGUGGCAAACAAGAAGACCUCCCAGCAGAUGGCUGAUGAUCUGUCGCUGUUCCUCGGAAACAACACCAUCAAGUUCACAGCCUGGCUGAACGGCGUCCUGGAGAAAUUGCGAUGUGUCGCAGUAGAGCCCGCAUCCCACGGCCUUGAGAUCCAGUCGGACAGCAGCUCUGUCGCCGGGAGGAGCCGCUCCUCUGUAAGCGAAGACGACAGGACAGAGGAGUUGAAGCUGUUGGCGGUGUCCAGCUCUCACCCCGAUAGGACUGAGGCGCGCGUGUCGAGCUCUGCCCACGAAAGCAGGAGGGGGAACAUGGAAAGGAGUUCUUCUAGACUCACCUCUGCCGUUAGACCCCUCGUAGAGCCACUUCCCUCAGAGGCCAUUAUCGACAUCAAGCCAGAGAUGGACUACGACCUCAUCGCCGAGGACCCGGUAGAAAUGGGCACCAACCACAGUCGGACACGUACAGCUAGUAGACCCACGGCCGAAAUCUACAGACCGGGCCAGAGCAGAUUUACUUCAGAUAGCUCUGCCAACACGUAUCGGCCCACGGAGGGAUCCUCUCACAGCAGGCAGCAGGACAGCAGAAGCAGCAGAACCUCCAGAUCUGGAUCCAGUAAGCAGCAGGAGGAGUUGUCGCGGAAGCGCAAGGCACCGGUGGCAAGUUCAGUGGUGCGAGUGAACAGAGCAGCAGACGAGGACAGUGAUGACGUGGAAGAGGAGGAGUCGAACUACGGAGGAAGAGGCAUGUCCAGCAGAGUGUCCCUGCCCGCCAAACCAGAACGCAAACCCACUCUCCCUCUGGCUAAGCAAGCCAACAGAAAUCUGAUCCUGAAGGCCAUCUCCGAGGCUCAAGACUCCAUCACUAAAACUACAGCAUUCCCCCCACUACCACAGAGACAGACUGUUCCUGUGGCGCCUCGUACUCGCUUGGCCAGCAGUGAGGAGAUGACGGCGGCCAUCCAACUGGUUCAGGAGCACAUGCACAGUCUGGCCCCCAGGGUGCAGGCCUACAACUCUGCAGCACUUCCUCCUGCAAGAGCACCAGCACCAGCGAGAUCUUUAGCGUCACGCCUCCAGUUGGACGCCAUCGAGAGCAAUGAUGCGAGAGAGCAGAGGAACUACGGUGUGGAGGUGGCUGCCGGCAGUGAGUCAAAGACUUUUGACACCCGCUCCUUCAUAGUGAGUCGACCUCAACUGGAACAGACUCAGAACAGAACUCAGCAGCAUCUUCAGGUCAAAGACGAAGUCCGGUCAGCUUUACCACGCACUGUCCAGCCCGGUAAGGAGAAGGGGGACUCUGCCAGCCCCAAGUUCAUAGUGACAUUAGAUGGAAUACCGAGCCCGCUGGGAAACUUUACGGACUGUGACAUGGAGCUGGACGAUGUGAGGCCUCCCAAAAAGGUCACGGACGUCAACAGGGAGCCCAAAGUCAGCAUCCUUCAUAGACUACAGGGAGUGUUUACUUCAUCAGAGGACGAUUUGAUGGAAGUUGAGAUGGUGGACAUGGACGCCGUCCCCUCAAAGAAACAGAAAGUCACCGAGCGCUGCAGGUUCUGGCCGGCCUGUAAAAGUGGAGAUGAGUGUUUGUACCAUCACCCUACAGCACAGUGCAAGACUUUUCCCAACUGCAGGUUUGGGGAUAAAUGCCUUUUUAUCCACCCUAAUUGUAAAUAUGACGCCAGGUGCACUAAGCCGGACUGUCCCUUCACUCAUGUGAGCCGCAGAGGCACAGCUGCUCCUCCGCCCAAGCCAGCAGUGCAGCCAGUGCAGACUGCGAGCGUGUGUCGCUUCUUCCCAGAGUGCAAGAAGAUGGACUGCCCGUUUUUUCACCCCAAGCCUUGUCGCUUUGCGGCAAAGUGUAAACGAGUCGGAUGUACCUUCUACCACCCAACCACGUCCGUGCCUCCGAGACACGCUCUGAAGUGGACAAAAGCACAGAGCAGGUGCACAGCUGGUGACAGUGCCACAUACUAAUUAAAUCCAGAAGGCUGAUGAUGAUGUGAAGCUAGGAAAAAUGUCCUGGAUCUGAGUCGAUGAAUUUUCGUCCUUGGAUUUAACUGUUGUUUCAUUUCAUUUUAUUCUAUUGUUUGAAUGUAUUUGUCAGAAAAAAAGUGUUUUGUAAAACGAACCCUCAGGUUUUUGAUGAUGAUCUAAAAACAUUAAAAUGCUCCACAAUCUCA